UUGUUAUUGUAAAUAUGGCACUGCUUAGAACUCCCUAGACUUAAGAUCCACGGAGUUAUUAUGAACUAAUUAGUGUAGCUGGCGAAUCUAUGCAGAGGUUUAGGCUUUAUUGAGGAUUACGAUGGCGCUAGUGACCGUUCAGAGGUCCCCAAGUGUGAGCAGCUCCCCACCUUCCUCGGAAUAUGGCAGUUCUACUCAUUCGUCAGAGGAAGAGGAACAAAAGAAUAGAAGCUUAAGUGAAUACUACUUUGCAGUGAAAGGUUUUGCUGUACUAUUACCCAAAAAUGAAUGCCAACUGGGUAGAGGAAGACGGACAACCAAAGCCCCUCCUGAUAUCCAGGCACACCUGCAGUUGAUGCUGCACUUGCUUUGUCAAGGGGACACACUUCACAUGGCUGUUCGCUUGGAGUCACAACACGCUGGUCGUGUGCGGUAUUUGACUGUGGUGGGUAGGAUGGGACGGCAGGAUACAGAAGAAGAUUGUUUAUUAGGCAUAGAUUUUAGUUCAGAAAAACCAUCCAUUGGUCUGGUAGUUCCUGUUCUGGCGGACACAAUGAUAAAUUUAGAUGGCGAUGGUGGAUUCAGUGUAAGCACAGGAGGGAGGAAACACAUCUUCAAGCCAAUCUCCGUACAAGCAAUGUGGUAAGUAAUGUUUUUGUAAUAUUU
Messenger RNA from Penaeus monodon (black tiger shrimp), 666 nucleotides. RefSeq names its product protein phosphatase Slingshot homolog 1-like. Gene Ontology annotation, biological process: negative regulation of actin filament polymerization; actin cytoskeleton organization. The record is from RefSeq and is a predicted model, not a curated record. Gene Ontology annotation, molecular function: actin binding; phosphoprotein phosphatase activity. The transcript is spliced from 6 exons. Bases 122 to 646 code for a protein of 174 amino acids. Gene Ontology annotation, cellular component: cytoplasm. NCBI's taxonomy places the organism in Eukaryota, Metazoa, Arthropoda, Malacostraca, Decapoda, Penaeidae.